AUGAGGACUGAAUGGAUAUUAAAUGCUGACGAGAAAGAGAAAAGGAGGCGUAAAGUACUGCAUAAUCGGCAAAAACGUGGUAAAAGUGAUGCUAUAAAUGGUAGUGAAUCGGACACUACGACGACGGCGGCCACCGCUUCGGCUAAUCAGCCAUCGAUUGCCGCACAAAGUGUGGAGACAUUAGAUUUGGUGCACAUAUUAGAGGACAAAGACAUAAGUCUAGAGAAACUUGAUUUAGAGAUCAAACAAAUCGAGAGUUGUUUAUUGGAUACGAGACCUGUUGCGCACAAUAGUGGCCAAGAAUUGAUGAAAAUGUCGGUGACAUCAAUGCCGAGACACAUACCUAACGAUACGUUCACUUCGAUGGAGGGCAUGAAGUUUACGGAAGUGAUGGACGUUACGGGUCUUUUCCGUAUACAUAUGCCCGACACUAGCGUUCAGUUAUACAACCAGUUGGAUGUGAUUAAAGCUUUGAUGGAUAAGUUUGAUGAAGGGUUCAGAGAAGUAGUGCUGGCAUUCAAAAAGUUUAAUCCCUAUCAAAGUCUGUGCAAAAGCGAUCAAAUCUCGCUCCUCAAGUCGGCGGCCACUCCUAUGAGUGUUAUCCGUGCCGUUCAUUGCUAUGACUACGAGUCCGAGAAUCUGGUCAUUCCUCUGAAUAGUUGUAGCACUCGGGCUGAUUUGAAAUUAUUUCAAGACUACACUGGCUAUAAUAUGUAUUUUACGAUAAGACAAAUGUUUAAUAAUUAUGCGCGACAAGUUGAUUCCGAUCAAACAAUUCUGGAUUUGUUAACAGUGAUUGCGUUGUUUGAUUCAAGUGGUGUCGAUGUAGUCCAUAGGAAAAACAUCAGACUUCAACGCGAGAUUUACAAGUAUUUACUGAAACGGUAUUUAAAGCUGAAGUACGGCUCGGAAAUUGAGGCCAAAUCCAAGUUUACAACACUUAUGAAAAGCAUGAAUGAGUCGAAGAGGUUCUGUCAACAGCUAAUGAUAUACUUCUUGAAUGCCUUGCCAUCCGAUGUGAGUCCACUCCUCAAUGAGAUCUUUGAUAGAGUGCCUCACGAUAUGCACAAUCAGUCCAUGUGUUUGGAUUUAGACUCUUUCUAA
Molecule: messenger RNA, 1104 nt
Organism: Medioppia subpectinata
Lineage: Eukaryota; Metazoa; Arthropoda; Arachnida; Sarcoptiformes; Oppiidae
Source: the annotation of a GenBank genome assembly